UCUGAUCUCUUCCGGGUCAUGAAAUUAGCACAGAAGGCGUGAAUGUGAGCUAGCAGGCCGAAAACUUUCACUGAAAACACGUAAAAGAUAAAGAAAGUAAAAAGAAGCUCUGUUAGCACGUUUAGACGUUUUAAUACGGAACGUUCCGGUGUGUUGUUCUGUUACCAUAUGACACAGCAAUGCCGGGGCUCAGUUGUCGCUUUUACCAGCACCGGUUCCCGGAGGUGGAAGAUGUUGUGAUGGUGAACGUGAGGUCCAUCGCUGAGAUGGGAGCCUACGUCAGCCUUUUGGAGUACAACAACAUUGAGGGCAUGAUCCUCCUGAGCGAGCUGUCACGCCGACGUAUCCGCUCCAUCAACAAGCUCAUCCGCAUCGGCCGCAAUGAGUGUGUGGUGGUGAUCCGAGUAGACAAAGAGAAAGGAUACAUCGAUUUAUCAAAAAGAAGAGUUUCUCCUGAAGAGGCCAUCAAGUGUGAAGACAAAUUUACCAAAUCUAAAACUGUGUACAGCAUCCUGCGGCACGUGGCGGAGGUGCUGGAUUAUAGUAAAGACGAGCAGUUAGAGAGCCUGUACCAGCGCACCGCCUGGGUCUUUGAUGAGAAGUACAAGCGGCCCGGAUACGGAGCUUAUGACGUCUUCAAGCAGGCUGUGUCAGACCCCUCCAUCUUGGACGGGCUGGACCUGACAGAAGAGGAGAGGAACGUUCUGAUUGACAACAUCAAUAGACGACUCACUCCACAGGCCGUCAAAAUCAGGGCGGAUAUUGAAGUGGCGUGUUACGGCUAUGAGGGCAUCGACGCGGUGAAGGACGCGCUGAGGGCGGGGCUGAACUGCUCCACGGAGGCUAUGCCCAUCAAGAUCAAUCUCAUCGCUCCUCCACGUUACGUGAUGACCACGACCACUCUGGAGCGUACAGAAGGUCUGUCCGUGCUCAACCAGGCCAUGGCUGCCAUUAAGGAGAAGAUAGAGGAGAAGAGGGGCGUCUUCAACAUCCAGAUGGAGCCAAAGGUGGUGACAGACACUGAUGAGACAGAGCUUGCACGGCAGCUGGAGCGCUUGGAGCGCGAGAACGCUGAGGUGGAUGGAGACGACGAUGUGGAGGAGAUGGAAGCUAAAGCUGAAGACUGAAGUUGGUCCACAGGGAGGGCUGGUGGGGGAAAGUGUUCCAAUCAUGGACAGACCUGACCAAUCAGUCCAGAAGGUGUCACCUUUCAACAUUUUUUGGGGGGGGGGGGGGGCAGUUUGGCAAAUGGUGACCAGGUUUGCUUCUGUGAAAGUGGCAACACGACCAGAGUUAAAUUACGUCUAUAGUUUGUAUUUUUGAGUAAACGAUCUGAACCGUCUCAGCGCAGUGGCCCUCUUACUUCGUUAGAAUCCACAGAAUACCUGUUAGUCUGCUCACAGAUUAACAGGUAAAUGUGAGCUUGUUUACUGCUUUUUUUCUUUUUUACAUAACCCAUCUUCUGCUCACGCUGCAACAGUAAAAACCUGGAAGUUUUAAUCUAUCAGCUGCUUUAAAGGUGAAGAACGUCUUUACAAUUUCAGAACUGAACUCUUAAGUAUGUUGUGAAGAACUCAGGUGGCACAAACCUAUUAAAAAAAGUUUUUAAUUCAAAUGUUCAUUACAAAAAGAGGUUUCACAACUGCAUGCUGUCUCCUAUUAGCAUGUUUUUUGUACAGCGGUUUUGUUGUGUGCUGCAGUGAUGUCACCACGUGAUGGACGACUCCGGACGAGAACAUGCCAACACAUUGAACAGGAAUGUGUCGAGGAAAAACACGGCAAACCU
Messenger RNA from Thalassophryne amazonica, 1786 nucleotides. It is a transcript of the gene eif2s1b, whose product is annotated as eukaryotic translation initiation factor 2, subunit 1 alpha b. Gene Ontology annotation, molecular function: ribosome binding; translation initiation factor activity; RNA binding. The transcript has 8 exons. The coding region runs from base 180 to 1127 and encodes 315 amino acids. NCBI's taxonomy places the organism in Eukaryota, Metazoa, Chordata, Actinopteri, Batrachoidiformes, Batrachoididae. Gene Ontology annotation, cellular component: multi-eIF complex; eukaryotic 48S preinitiation complex; eukaryotic translation initiation factor 2B complex. The record is from RefSeq and is a predicted model, not a curated record.